Molecule: messenger RNA, 2283 nt
Organism: Candoia aspera
Lineage: Eukaryota; Metazoa; Chordata; Lepidosauria; Squamata; Candoiidae
Gene: UGP2
Product: UDP-glucose pyrophosphorylase 2
Exons: 10
Coding region: 353-1879 (508 amino acids)
Biological process (GO): UDP-alpha-D-glucose metabolic process; glycogen metabolic process
Cellular component (GO): cytoplasm
Molecular function (GO): UTP:glucose-1-phosphate uridylyltransferase activity
Source: RefSeq, a predicted model, not a curated record
GUUUUUACCUUGAAGACAGUUUCUCUGAGUCAUUUAUUCCGGAGGACAGAGCUAGGAAGAGAGCAGGGGACAAUCAGGGAAAAAAUCCUGAUGAAAGUCAUUUGAUGGCCUUUUUGUAGGGGUGGGUGGCUAGGACGUUUAUGAUUAGGGCUCUUUAUUUUUUCGGAAAGAGUAUUCUGUUGAUACUUCCCCCACAGUUAUUCAACAUUUAUGUAUCUGUUACUUCAGGAGAGAAGUCAGUUAAAAGAAAAAAGGCUCUUAUUUUUCUGAGCUUUUCUGGUAUAUUCUGAAGGAGGUGGUGUCUUAAUUUUUCUAUAUUUAUACAAGAAGAGUAUUUUCAUAAAGAUCCAAAAUGUCAUCAUUUGCAAAAGAUUUUAGCAAAGCGAUGUCUCAGGCUGGUACCUCCCCAUUCCAGGAAGCAAUUAGGCAAGAACUGGAAUAUUCCAUGAAAGUGGAACUGGAUAAAAUACUUGCAACUGCACCACAGAAUGAGCUACAGCACACUAAAAAAGACCUGGAAGGAUUUCAAAAGCUCUUUCACAGAUUCUUACAAGAAAAAGGACCAUCAGUGGACUGGGGGAAGAUCCAAAGACCUCCAGAAGAUUCUAUACAGCCAUAUGAGAAGAUAAAAGCAAGAGGGUUACCUGAUAGCAUUGCUUCAGUUUUGAACAAGUUAGUUGUGGUGAAACUCAAUGGCGGCUUGGGCACCAGUAUGGGAUGUAAAGGCCCCAAAAGUCUCAUUGGGGUGCGGAAUGAGAAUACAUUCCUGGAUUUAACAGUUCAACAGAUUGAACAUCUAAAUAAAACUUACCAUACAGAUGUUCCUCUAGUUCUGAUGAAUUCCUUCAACACUGAUGAAGAUACAAAAAAAAUCUUGCAAAAAUACAGCCAUAGUGGUGUGCAAAUCUACACUUUUAAUCAAAGCAGGUAUCCUCGAAUUAAUAAGGAGUCUUUACUUCCAAUAGCAAAAGAUGUAUCUUACUCAGGAGAGAACACAGAGGCUUGGUAUCCCCCUGGCCAUGGAGACAUCUAUGCAAGUUUCUAUAAUUCUGGAUUGCUGGAUACUUUUAUUGGAGAGGGGAAGGAAUAUAUUUUUGUUUCCAACAUAGAUAACCUUGGGGCCACUGUUGAUCUCUAUAUCCUUAAUCACCUCAUGAAUUCACCAAAUGGAAAACGAUGUGAAUUUGUUAUGGAGGUCACCAAUAAAACAAGGGCAGAUGUUAAGGGUGGUACGCUUACACAGUAUGAAAACAAACUGAGGCUAGUAGAAAUAGCUCAGGUGCCAAAAGCACAUGUCGAUGAAUUCAAGUCUGUUUCAAAAUUCAAAAUAUUCAACACAAACAACCUAUGGGUUUCACUAUCUGCAAUUAAAAGGCUGCAGGAACAGAAUGCUAUUGAUAUGGAAAUCAUUGUCAAUCCAAAGACUUUAGAUGGUGGUCUAAAUGUGAUUCAACUGGAGACUGCAGUUGGUGCUGCUGUUAAAAGUUUUGAGAACUCUUUGGGAAUAAAUGUUCCCCGUAGCCGUUUCUUGCCGGUCAAGACAACGUCUGAUCUUCUACUUGUGAUGUCUAACCUAUACAGCCUUAAUGCUGGGUCUUUAACAAUGAGUGAGAAACGGGAAUUUCCCACUGUACCACUGGUCAAGCUGGGGAGCUCUUUCACCAAGGUUCAGGAUUUCCUGAGGAGGUUUGAAAGUAUCCCAGAUAUGCUCGAGCUGGAUCAUCUAACUGUUUCAGGAGAUGUCACUUUUGGGAAACAUGUUGCAUUAAAGGGAACCGUCAUAAUUAUUGCAAACCAUGGUGACAGGAUUGACAUCCCUCCUGGAGCAGUUCUGGAAAACAAAAUAGUCUCUGGCAAUCUCCGGAUCCUAGACCACUGAGCGGCUGUGAAUUUCAUGUGAUGUAGACGGUUUCACAAGUGGAAGAAUGUAUAGGCAUCACCUUUGUAUACAAACAAUCUGUUCGCUGUUCUUACAGCAUUAUUUCUGUAAUCCCCUUUAACUGAGAAAACUCAGAGAGGCAAACAUUUAAAUGACUGUGUAAUUCAGUUAAUAUAACCUAAAGUGCAGUAUGGUUUGUCUUAAAGACAAGCAGCUCUUGUGUGAGAAGUUUAACCUGCUGAUUUUCAGUGAGUUUUGAACUGCUUGUACCAGAAAAAGCCGUGAAACAAUGCGCUGUUAACUAUUAACAUUAUGUAGUAGUUUUGCUACUAUAGCAGGUAUGCCUAAAAUGUUACUUGCCUUUCUGUACUUCAGACUGUGCUACUCACAGCAAUUUCACCCCC